UCACAUCAACAUCAUGUUUUGAAGAAAAAGACAAGUUCAUCGACCGGAAGAGAUGAUAAGAUGUUGAUCGGUCAGUGGAGAAUAGGUAGGACUAUUGGAAAAGGUUCUUCUGGCCGAGUCAAAAUUGCCAAACAUGCCAUUACCGGGAAAUACGCAGCUAUCAAGAUCGUUCCUAAGGGAAUGAUCAUCGAAUCCCGCAUGUCGGUAUCUGAAGCUGGUGUGAAGCAAGACAAAGUUUUGUUAGGCAUCGAGAGGGAGAUCGUGAUUAUGAAACUUAUCGACCAUCCUAAUGUUUUGAACUUGUAUGAUGUAUGGGAGACUUCUACCGAACUAUACUUGAUCAUGGAGUACGUUCCCGGAGGUGAACUUUUCGAUUACUUGGUCAAAAGAGGAAGAUUGCCAGUCUCUGAAGCUUUACAUUACUUCCAACAAAUCAUCAUGGCAGUAGACUACUGUCAUCGUUUCAACAUUUGUCAUCGGGAUCUCAAACCGGAAAAUUUGUUACUUGACAAAGACAAGAAUAUCAAAGUUGCCGAUUUCGGUAUGGCCGCAUGGGAAGCAGGAGAAAGAAUGUUGGAAACUUCUUGUGGUAGUCCUCAUUACGCUUCCCCCGAGAUCGUUGCUGGAAAGGCAUAUCAUGGAUCUUCAAGCGAUAUUUGGUCAUGUGGUAUCAUCCUCUUCGCCCUUCUCACCGGUCGACUCCCCUUUGAUGAUGAUAACAUUCGAUCAUUGUUGCAAAAGGUCAAAGUGGGAGUUUUCGAGAUGCCCGAUGAGAUAAAAGAUCCCGCCAGAGAUUUACUCAGUAGGAUGCUUGAGAAAGAUCCGGAACAACGAAUCACCAUGCCUGAUAUUCUUGCUCAUCCCUUCUUCGUCUCUCGUUCACCUCGACCUAUCCCUGGUCGUGCUCUUGUCUCCCCUCCCAGUCUGACGGAAGUCGAGCGCCCUGUAAACUCCCCAGAAGAGAUCGACCCUGACAUCAUGGGAAAUCUUAAAACUCUCUGGAGUGGGGCUACAGACGACGAGAUUGUGGCUGCUCUCAUGAGCAGAGAGAAAACUUGGGAGAAAGCCAUCUACCAUUUACUCAUCAAAUACCGUAACAAACAUCUGGAAAAUUAUAACAUGGACGAUGAAGAAGAUGUCGAAGCUCGUGCGAAACGUCAAACUCGUAGACAAGCAGGACCUUCACCUGCUAAACGGAAAGGUGGACCUCCUCCCACCGCCCAAAAACCUCGUCUGGCACCAUUAGGAGAGAACGAUACGAUCCAAGAACGUGUAGCAACUGCUAGACCUCAAGCUCCCACUCCGAAAAAAGCAAGUGGUGUCACGACUGACUCGCCUGCUGUGCCUAAGAAAGGUACAAUGGGUCCUCCUCCUCUUCGAUCCCCAGCUGGACCUCGUCCCCCUAUGUCUAGAGGUAACACUUAUACCCCUGGACCUCCAUUGGCGCCUGCCAUCAUGUUACAAGAGGCUACGCCUGUCAAGGAAAUGGUACCACCUCCUCUUCCUUCACCGUCACCACGACCAAGAUCCGAAAUACUUCCUUCUCCUUUGAUCCCCGAUGCUGCUCAACUGAGUCCGCUGAACGUACCUAGAGUAGGAGAUCAGCAAUUGCAACACUUCUUCAACGAAGUUGCCAAUCAACUCAAUACGAUGAACAUUCGUUCUUCCGUCGGUUCAGGCUCAUCUUCCAGCUCAGCUAUACUAGGAGCGGAUUAUCAAACUUAUCUCGCUUAUGCCAAUGGAGCGAUAAUUCCACCUACUUCCCCUGUUCUUUCAUCAAGCACUAUGGAUCCUAAUCAAUUUGCCGAUGCCGACGAUGACGAAACUGUAGCUCCUUCUGUUCAUUCUGUUGUCAGUCCAUCCCUUCACACUUCUCCAGCUGCGACACUGGUUGGAUUAGGUAUUGGUGGACCUCCGUCACAUAACACUCGUCCAGGUUUACAUCCAAUGCAAGAUCCAAAUAAUCGAUGGAGUUACACAUCUUCCAAUUCAUCUAGAGGAACUCCAGCUACAUCUUAUAUCGAACCUUCUUACACUGGAACCGCUACCUAUACCCCAGCACCAAUGAUUUGGACGGAAUCUCCUUUCACUUCACCACCACAACGACCUGCACCUCUUCCUAAUCACGUAGUAACAAGAUUGGCUCCUACUCGACCACCUCCCCCUGCACCCAGACCACUCACCAUGAUGUCGAGGGACGAAUCUUAUGUCGUUUUAGACUCCGCCGAGUCCACUCCAUCAGAUCCAUCGGUCGCUUCUUGGGGUACCAAAUCAUCUGGUUUCUCAGCGCAUCGAGGUCAAGAUGGUUUCGGAAUGUUGAAACGUAAGAAGAAACCUAGUCCAAUUGAGUUAGGUGUAGGAUUUACUGCUACCCCUGUAUCCUCCCCUAUGCCUUCUCUAGGAGUACCUUCACCAACAGGUUUGGGUCCUAGUCCAAAAAGAAGUUGGUUCAAUAAUCUCUUUUCUUUCAAACCUCCAAGUUGUACAUUGUUAUCACAUGAUAACAUCGGAGGAUCGAGGGAGAAGGCGAAGAAAGUAUUGGGAGAUAUGGGUGUUCAAGUCAAUGUUGUGGAAAUUGACGGGUUGAGAGCAUUACGUUGUAGGUUUGAAGAUGUCAAAGGAAAUGGAACAUCUGCAAGAGGUGUGAGGUUUAGGAUUGAAUUUUCACGUUCGUCUCAGAAUACCUCUGGGGGUUAUAAUACCUUAGUUUCAUUGACUUUGGAAAAAGGUGCUCAAUCUUCUUUCAAAUCCCCCAUUGUCGACACUAGACAAUUACAUUCCCUAACUCCUCCUUCUUCCUCUACUGCAGACCUCACACCUCCCGUUUUCCGUACAGCCAGGAGUGCUUCGACGUCUUCCGUUAUCUCCGCUCAUAGCUCUCAA
Molecule: messenger RNA, 2883 nt
Organism: Tremella mesenterica DSM 1558
Lineage: Eukaryota; Fungi; Basidiomycota; Tremellomycetes; Tremellales; Tremellaceae
Exons: 7
Biological process (GO): microtubule cytoskeleton organization; intracellular signal transduction; protein phosphorylation
Cellular component (GO): cytoplasm
Molecular function (GO): ATP binding; protein serine/threonine kinase activity; tau-protein kinase activity
Source: RefSeq, a predicted model, not a curated record